This is a messenger RNA of Acyrthosiphon pisum (pea aphid), 971 nucleotides long. RefSeq lists its product as uncharacterized. NCBI's taxonomy places the organism in Eukaryota, Metazoa, Arthropoda, Insecta, Hemiptera, Aphididae. The record is from RefSeq and is a predicted model, not a curated record. The transcript is spliced from 3 exons. The coding region runs from base 618 to 971 and encodes 117 amino acids.
UUUUAUUUGCCAAAAAUACGUUUAUAACUGGUUAGUAGACAGUAGUUAAUACUAGCUCAAAUGAUGUCUUUGAGGCAAUACGAGCUUAUACAGCGUGUUGGCGUAUCCUCAUUUACUAUUUAGUGUAUAGCGUAAAAAACCCUUGAAUUUCGUUGCAAUUAUGUAUGCAUUAAAAUUGUUUACUCAAUAAUGACCGAUGGACACAGGACAGUCCCCAUUGACCGUAAUGUGAUAGGUACUCAUUAUGGCCUAAAUAUACAAGAUUAUUUCACAUAGCCUAUAUAUUAUUGCAUGUUAUCAAACAAAAUAAAAUGACAGCGUAAGGACCUUAGAUCAUAAACAAGUGUACAUAGUGUAGGUAUGAUCUAAGGUACGGCCAAUUGCUAAAAAUACAGGUUGCUGCCCCCUUGGCCCUUACAUUACAGUUAUAAUUUCUUAACCUAUAAGUACAUAUUAUAAAUAAUUAUAUAUGUAUAUUAUUUUGGUGAUACUUAUACUACGCUAGAAUACAUAAAUGCUGUAUAAUAUGCAACAUGUAUGUUAUAGGUUUUGUUUAUAACAAUUAAUAUCAAAUUUGUUUGUAGAUUUUAAAAGGAAAACAAACAUUAUUAGAAAAAAUGGUUGAAACUGCAAACACAUGUCAGGAUAAAGAAGGGGUUUUAUUUCAAAACUCAGUCGCAGAAAAAGAGCGGAAGUAUCAAAGAGAAAAACUGAAAAAUAAGGAUUUGAUAAAAAAUAGAGAGGAAGAUUUCAAAGACAGUAAGAAGAUCUUGGAUGACGAAAAUAGAAAGGAAAAAGAACGUUUGACACUGAGUCAUCAGUGGGAAUUGGAAAGGCGCCUAAGAGAGACUGAGAUGUUAUGCUUACUUGAAGAGUCACGUAAACAGGCAAAGACCAGAAAAAAUUACUGUUUUCGAAAGAAUCUCAACUUACAACGUGAUAACAAUAGAGCAGCUACUAGAGCUACCUGA